Molecule: messenger RNA, 4280 nt
Organism: Zootoca vivipara (common lizard)
Lineage: Eukaryota; Metazoa; Chordata; Lepidosauria; Squamata; Lacertidae
Gene: ROPN1L
Product: rhophilin associated tail protein 1 like
Source: RefSeq, a predicted model, not a curated record
GCCUUCCCUUCCUACUGCGCCUGCGUCCCCGAUGUCCGUGCCCACAGAACGUCGAAUCGCCGGCGUUCGACACAGAGACUGCACUUCCGGCCCGAAGCUCGGAGGGCUUUUCUAUCCCAGCUAGCUCCCACAGCAAAGCACAUGAGGGGCUUUCCACCAUAGAGGGUUUUUUUCCCUUCUCACCCGCUCCUUUCGCGUCCUCGCGGAACGCGGCUUUUCAAGUGUCGCUCUAGGCGUUCCACCGAACACCCCCCACCCGCGCUUCUCUAUGGUUUUCGCGGUUGCUACGAGACGGCGAGGCGCGAGCGCGCUGCCAUAGCAACUCAACGGCGGCGGGCAGCCUCGUCCCUUUCGAGAGGGAGGGCGAGGGGUUUAAAAGCCCCGGAGAGUUCUCUUAGCUUUCUGGUUUGGGACCUAGUACAACCAUGCCUGUUCCAGAUGUUAUGUUCUGUGCGCAGCAGAUCCAUGUUCCUCCUGAACUGCCAGAUAUUAUGAAACAAUUUACCAAGGCUGCUAUCAGGACCCAACCGCGUGAUGUACUUCAGUGGUCUUAUGCGUAUUUCUAUGCUUUGUCAAAUGGAGAACCUCUUCCUGUGAAGGACCGUCUUGAAAGGCCAGUAGCCACACAGAAAAAUGACACUGGUCUGACUCCAGGACUCCUUAAAAUUUUGCAUAAACAGCUCUCUGAAAAGGGAACUGUGGAAAUAUCAGACCUUCAGAGAAAGUGGAAAAACUUGUGCUUGCCAAUCGAACAGCUCCGCAACCUUCUUCGACUGGACAAUUUUUUAGAAGGAGUGGAAUGGAUGAAGUUCUUUGCCCUUGCAUGUAGCGCUCUUGGUGGGUCCUUACUCAGUUCUAUGAAACAUGCCUGUGAAAUUCUUUCAAGUGAUCCAGAAGGUGGAGCAGCCCGCAUUCCAUAUGACACUUUUGCAUUUAUCUAUAGCUACUUGGCUAGCUUAGAUGAGGAGAUAACGGAGGAAUCUACUGAGAAAUUCCUCAGGGCUCUUAAAGAACAAGUGUCAAGCAAGGGAAAUAUGGUUGGAGUUGCAGAUUUCCGCAAAUGAAACCUUAAAUCAGGACUUAACAGAAUGUGGAAUAACAUUAUCCAACAUAAAGUACAGAUUUUUAAAGUUAAUAAUAUGCUACCUGUAGUAGUGUCCUUUAUGUUCAUGAAAUUGUGUUAGGAAAUUAUUAAGUAAUGUCCUAUCAUUUGAUUACUUAAAAGUCAUAGCAAUGCUUUGUGGGGAGUUGAUCACUAGUUUCUCAGAGGGAUAUCCAGAACAGAUGGAUAUGAGUAAUAAACAAUCAAUUGGUGAGGACUUCUAACUGUUCAAGUGCCAUAGUGAAUUUUAACCACUCAGUGAUGUUGUUGUUAAAAUUUGUAUACUGUCCUUCAUCCCAAGAUCCCAGGACAGUUCACAACAGAAAUCACUGCAACUACUGCCACAGGAUCUUACAAGUUAAAUAUUUCAACAGUCUGAUCUAGAAACUUCCUUGAGUGGGGAGCACAUGCAAAAAAAAUGUUUUUUGCACAUGACUGGAGACACUGAGUCAUAGUACUAAGCUACCACACUGUGGUCAUGGGCACAGCACCAGAUUAGCAACAUGAGCAGCUUGAUCAGCACUGAUCACCACUGCUUGAGGGGGAACAGACUGGAUUCAGCCCCACUUCUGAAAUUGGUGUGGUCAGAACUGAUUUUGCUAGGAAGCUUGUGAAUGGGCAGAGCUUCUUGUUGUAUACAUGGAUCUCUAGACUAGUGUACAAGAGACUUAAGUAUUUGCAUGGUUUUCUUUGAAAACACUACAUUCUGAACAUCAUGUGUUUCAUCUGACAAAAUGUUCAGUUCCUUAUAAUGGAGCAAACAUUUUUUGUGCAUACCCACCAUCCCGGAUCAAAAGUGUGCUAUGCCAGCCUUUUGGGAGUACAGGCUGCUUUUAUACUUUCACCAGCUUUCAUUUGAGGGAUUUCAGAAUACAUUAUAUGGGAUUUCCACCAGGCAGUAAUAAGACGAAGACCAGCAUAGCACUAGAGCAGAGAUGGGGCACCUGUGCCUCUCCAGAUGCUGCAUAUCCUUUUUCCAGACAGGCAUUUAUACGUGUUUCUUUUUUUUCUUUUUUUGCCUGGACUUCUGCUAGAAUUUCUCUUAUGUCUAAAAUAUCAUAAUGGGCCACCCCAAUCUCUGCCAAGCGGUAGGAAGAAAUUCCAGGAGUUUUGGCACUUAACCAGGGUUUGUGUUUUCUUGGGGGAAAUGAUGCACAACAGACUGUGGUGUCUUUAUGAAAUAAGGUUUAUUUUACACACAUUUACAAUCUGGGUGUUGAUGGAGAGAAUUCGCAGCAUUUACAUCUUGGGCUUGUCCUUCCCAGCAGCGCAGCAUUGGAUUCAGAAGCAUCCGAAGCACCACCCCACUGUCUCUCUGUUCCAGCCUGCUCCAGCCAGCAUGGCUGCUGCCCUUCACUCCCCACAUGGAGUUCUUCCCACUUCCUCCUUCCCCUCUUCAGCAGCAUUUGCAAGAAAAAAGCCUCCUGUUUAAAAGGACACCUUUCUUCCUGUGGUGACCUCACACCCCGUUACCCUGACAAGCUUCCCCUCCAUGUUCGCAUGACUUCUGUCUGGCUGAUGGGUCUGGGUUUCCCCAGCCACUCCAACAGGAGAUUAAAAAUACAUUAAAACAUCAGUCAUUAAAAAACUUCCCUAAACAGGGCUGCCUUCAGAUGUCUUCUAAACAUCAGAUAAUGCUACAAUGUCUUAGCAAUGGAACCAAGCCUGAAAGCAAUUUCUUCUCAUCAUAGGUGACUAGAUGCAUAACUGCAAUGUCCACUAGCAGUAAUUCAGCCCAGAGCAGCCAAGUCCCAAUAGUUGUGAUGUGACUUAAAACAUGCAAAUAUAGGCUUCCACCUUUUUGCUAGCUUUACAUAGUCUUUAAUCAAAGGGUGUCAUCAUGCACAAAGCAAUACAGUGGUACCUCGGUUUAUGAACACAAUUGGUUCCGGAAGUCUGUUCAUAAACUGAAGCGUUCAUAAACUGAAGCGAACUUUUCCAUUAAAAGUAAUGGAAAGUGGAUUAAUCCGUUCCAGAGUACUUAAACUGAAGCGUUCAUAAACUGAAGCGAACUUUCCCAUUGAAAGUAAUGGAAAGUGGAUUAAUCCGUUCCAGACGGGUCCGCGGAGUACUUAAACUGAAGCAUUCAUAAACUGAAGCAUGGGUGUAAUUGGUUCCGGAAGUCUGUUCAUAAACUGAAGCGUUCAUAAACCGAAGCGAACUUUCCCAUUGAAAGUAAUGGAAAAUGAAUUAAUCCGUUCCAGAUGGGUCCACGGUGUUCAUAAACCGAAAAUUCAUAAACCGAGGUGUUCAUAAACCGAGGUUCCACUGUAUGUGGACUGGGGAAAAAGCUGGAGUAAUUCAAGAUAGGGAGGGGAUGAGGAUGCCUCAGCAAGAGUACCAAAUCUUUUCAUAUGUUUUGUGAUUUUCAAGUAUCACACAGUACAGCUGUAUAACAAUUUCCUCCAGACCUUAGUUGACUUUUGCUGCCAAAUCUACAAAGCGAUCACUCAUUUUCUGUCAGCUGGGAUCUUGACCUCUGGUUCUUUGUUUCUGCAAGGAUGCAAUCAUAAAUUGCAAUGUUUGUGUUAGGUCACAGAUGUAACAUGGUUUUGUGGACAUUCAAGUGGUAGGAAGGAAUAAGCACAUGAAGCAUGCAAAUGAUCAAAAUAAACAAGUGUUCCAAACCAGAGGGUCAUGAAGAACCUAAGAUUUAUUUAGACCAAGGCAAUUUAGGCUACAAUCCUAAUUCCACUUACCUGGAGAGGAAGGCCCAUUGAUUCAAUAGAACUUAGACAUGGUUAAAAUUUUGCUGUUAAACCAUUACCCAACCAUGUUUUAAAACAUCAAGAAACAAACUAAUUUGGAGUUCAGCCAAUUAUCUAUUUUGAAAUUCAUAUAUAUUUUUGAACAAGUAUGCUUACUAACCAAUUCCUAUGACUCGGGGAUGGGAAACGAUCCGGCCAGGUUAGAUCCUUAUCUCCCCAACACCUCCACCCCCUAGUAUGUGAAGUUUGACAGGUUGUGCUUCUUUGGAAGAACAGCAUGAGAUUUACUGUGUCGUAUUCCAUCAAAGAAAAUAUGUUCAAAAUGUUUUACCGAUGGUACCUCACACCUGCCAAACUCUCCAAAAUGUAUAAGAACAUAUCAGAUCGAUGUUGGAGGUGUGGGGAAGGGAGAGGAGAUUUUAUGCAUAUGUGGUGGGGAUGCCGGAUGGUUAGAGGUUUUUGGAAUAUAG